Messenger RNA from Mercenaria mercenaria, 444 nucleotides. RefSeq lists its product as uncharacterized. The coding region runs from base 1 to 444 and encodes 147 amino acids. Gene Ontology annotation, biological process: G protein-coupled receptor signaling pathway. The transcript has a single exon. Lineage: Eukaryota; Metazoa; Mollusca; Bivalvia; Venerida; Veneridae. Gene Ontology annotation, molecular function: G protein-coupled peptide receptor activity. The record is from RefSeq and is a predicted model, not a curated record. Gene Ontology annotation, cellular component: plasma membrane.
AUGAGUGUCAUGAACCCAAAAGGCAACACUGAGAAGGCUGAAAAAGAAAAGAAGACAAUAACGAUUGUGUUAAUUUUACUGAGUGUUGUGUUCUUCUUGAGUCAGACCCCAAUGUCAAUUUAUUAUAUCUACAUUCCUUAUGGCAUUGCAAAGGCUAAUGAACUCGCAUGCGAUAACUAUCCGGAAUAUACAAAACAAGCAGAAGCUAUAUGGUUGUGUUAUACAGUCGUGAACUUACUUGGAUACAUGAAUGCGACCCUAAAUUUUGUUUUAUAUACAAUUAGUGGCUCGCGAUUCCGCGCAGAAAUUGUAGCCCUGUUCCGAUGCAAAGGAUCACGAGCUAUUGGAGUUUUUGAAACAUCAAUUAGCGUUAGAGAUGGCAGUCGCAGAAGGCUUGGAUCAGUGACAGGGAAGUCGAAUGUGACGACAAUAUCUACAGAUUGA